AUGAAGCUGUUCAGUGCAGCCGCUGCAUUGCUUGCCGCAGUACCUUUUACCCAAGCAUACUGGAAGGGGUUCAACGUCGCUGCCGAGAACCCGGACGGCUCCUGCAAAACACAAGCCCAGUGGGUCUCUGCUUUCCAAAAGCUAGCCUCGCUUCCUGGUCACUUCACCUCUGUCCGCCUAUACGCCUCCAGCGAUUGCAACACAUUGGCACUUGCCGUGCCUGCCGCCAUCUCAACGGGAACGCAGCUGCUCGUCGGUGUCUGGACUCAGGACGAUGCACAUUUCAAGCGAGAAAAGGAUGCCCUUGAGAGUGCUAUCAAGAGAUACGGUCAAGAUUGGAUAAUUGCCAUUAGUGUUGGAAGCGAGGAUCUGUACCGCAAAGAAGUCAGUGCCGGGACGCUCGCAACAAAGAUCUACGAUGUCCGCGGAAUGGUUCGCGCAAUGGGUGUAAAGAAAGAUGUUGGACAUGUUGAUACUUGGACCGCUUGGGUUGACAGUGCCAACACUGAAGUUAUCAAGGCGUCCGACUUCAUCGGCCUUGAUGCAUACCCAUACUUUGAAGGCAGCAGCAUCGAAAACGCUAGCAACGCAUUCUGGAGCGCCAUCAACAAAGUCCGUGGAGUCGUCGACAAGGUCUCUCCCGGCAAAUGGGUUUGGGUCACUGAGACCGGCUGGCCAGUCAGUGGACCCAACUAUGGAAAUGGAGUCGCCAGCAUCAAGAAUGCUCAAACUUUCUGGAAGCAAAUCGCUUGUGCCGCCUUUAAGCAAAUCCACAUUUUCUGGUAUGUUCACCAGGAUUACCAAGCUUCGCCUAGCUUUGGUGUCAUUGAUCGCAACGGCAAGGCCAUCUAUGACCAACAGAGCUGUUAG
Molecule: messenger RNA, 870 nt
Organism: Aureobasidium namibiae CBS 147.97
Lineage: Eukaryota; Fungi; Ascomycota; Dothideomycetes; Dothideales; Saccotheciaceae
Product: glycoside hydrolase
Exons: 2
Coding region: 1-870 (289 amino acids)
Biological process (GO): cell wall organization; carbohydrate metabolic process
Cellular component (GO): fungal-type cell wall; extracellular region; cell surface
Molecular function (GO): 1,3-beta-glucanosyltransferase activity; glucan endo-1,3-beta-D-glucosidase activity
Source: RefSeq, a predicted model, not a curated record